ACACUGUGUGUGUUUUAAAAUAAAAUGUUUCUGUGAAAAAGUUAUAUGUGGGAAAUGAUAUAGUAAAUAGCGAAAAAAUGUGGACAGUGUGGAACGUAUCUUUGAUGUGCACUCAUAUUCUACGAAAUUCAACGGUUUUAUCACACAGAUAUACAAAGAUUUGAUUUGUGAAAUGGAUUCUACACCCGAAGUUAACGUUGCCGAAAAUGGAAAUUCAACGGAAAAGGAGCUAAAAAACGAUGAAGUUACAAGUACAGUGACUCUUGCUCCUAACAAAGAAAGCACAAGCGAGACCGAAAGCCCAGCCAUCGAGACCGAACAAAACGAAAGUUUAGAUAAAAUUGAAAGUACCGAAAAACAGGUUGAGGAGAAAUCGUCGAUUACUGAUGCCUCAACCGAUACUAUUGAGAAAGAAAUUGAUUCUACCGAGGCAGUCACAGAUAGUGAUGCUAAAACAACGGAUCCAACUUUCGAAGAACUUCCUGUAACUGAUAAUCCCAUAUUGAUUGAUAGCGCAUUGAAAAUCGAAGAUGAUAAGCCAAAAGUUCCAAUUGAUGUCGAAGAACAAGAUGUUAAUAUCGAAGAUACAGAAUCAGGGGAUGAUGCCGAAGAAUCGUUUUCUGAAGAUGAAGACCCUAAUGAACCCGCAACAGUGUCAACGGAGUCGCCAGCGGAAAACCACAGUAAAAAUGAAACUGCCACCCAAAAUGAAUCGCUAAAUGAAAAGGAAAAGAAGGAUCUUGUGGGAAAAGGAGAAGAAGGAUUUUCCAGUGAUAAGGUAAAAAGUGACUCUGUUCAAUCGGAACUCUCAUUAAAUAAACCAACUGAAACUGAGGUGAAGAAACCGGAGGAACACAUUCCUGUUCAAACCGAAUUUUCCGAGACACAGACAAAUGAAGGUGUGAAGCCAUCAGAUCAGAAAGAUUUUAAUAAUCAAAUAAAAGAAAUAAUAUCGGACAUAGAUAUUAAUAUAAAGGCCCAAGAAAAAAUAACACAGCUCAAAGAGCAGGAACUAAAGUUGAUUCAGAAGCAAAACGAAUUGGCAAAUCAAAUACAUGAGCAACAGCUAUUGGCUCAGCAGUUAUGUGACCAAAAUAAACUUAAGCAACAGCAAAUUCAAUUGGAAGCUGAAAAAAAAACUGAAUUCGAUUCUCAACGAUUCCAGCAAAAUGGUCAACCAUUUCAACCAAUUACCACGCAGUUCCAGGAACCAGCACAUAUAUCAAAGACAAAUGUUGACUUGCGCAAAAUAUUUACGCCUGCGACCGAUACGCCUGAAAUAUUACCGAAGAACCGAAAGCUAUAUGCCUCGUCCGCAUUUUAUUCUCCAACACUACACCCUACUGUGGAAGACCAAGUUGAGCUAGCCCGGAGAAUAUCUCAUUCGUUAAGCGAUAUUUCAAACCAAACAUCUAAGGGUCAAUCAAUGUAUGUCAAUCGAAAAAAACGCUCUGUUAAAUGGGUGCAUGAAGGUGGUCAAGACAAUUGCGAAACAAAUUCCCCAUCAUUAUUUGAAGCUACAACCAAGUUGGAGAAAAUGCCGCUUAAGCUUGUAAUGAAUCCGAAAGGCCAAGUUCGUGAUUAUAAUUCGCUCAAAGAGUUAAUUAAUGUUGAAACUGGCCUUUUAUCGCCUGACAACUGCGCUGAGCUAAUAACUGCAUUGCAACUACACCAAGGACGAGGCGCCGAACUAUUUGCAAAGCGACGCAAAAAAGCAGAUAACUGGAUUGUCGAUGAAACGAAUGCUGGAACUCAAAGUCUACCAUCUGGUAUUCCAGAUUAUCAGCAGUAUCAACCGCGGCAAAAGACAAUAUCGCCAAACAUUUUACCAGCAUAUUCGGAUGCUGGCAAACAUCGUGUUCAAUUGAAUUUGCAUCAAAAUCAGCUAAUUGAAAAGUAUUCAAAGGGCGGAGUGCAGGUAGUCAAGUCGCCGUGGGAGGCCGCUCUGCAGACUGGCUCCGCCAGUUCCGCAUUUCUUGAGGAGUCCCCAGACCAAGUUCGAUGUCCUUCAGUGUCAUCGCCAAUGAUGUAUCAUCGACAAAGCGUGCCCAGAGAUUUGCCAGAUGCAACAGUAAAGCCUUCUUAUGAUAUUGGAUUAACGAACAACCAACAACAGCAUAGAGAGGAACCCUAUAGAAAUAAAAGCACUGCACCAAUACCCUCGAAUCCACAAAGAGUGUUGGCUUAUACGCCAAGCGUAGCCCAGGGCUGGGGAGGUCGGAGUGUGGAGUUGCCAAAGGAAUAUUGUGAAUCAAAUGAAGUUAAUGUGCUUCCUUGCCAGAGUUGUGACUUUUGCCGCACAAGGUAUGACCGCGAAAAUAUGGAUUUUUUAUACGCAAAAGGCGAAGGAUUGUCUGCCACUUUUACAAAUGAUAUUGAAAAACGAUUGAAUCGACUUGAACAAAUUCAAAUGUUCUUUUUAGAACAGCAACAUCAACAAUUGGCUGGUAACCUGAGCAAAAAAAAUAUAGAAAUAGAUGACAAACUAAAUGUGCGCGAGUUGAUACACUCCUUCGAGCAACAGUCCUUAGGAGAAACUUCAAAAAAUAGUUCAAACGAUGAGGAUGCAAUUAACAAAAAUGAAGGUUUAUAUGUACCCAAGGAAAUAUCCCUAUCGAGCUAUGUUCCACCACCGCAAAAGCAACCGUCAUUUACUUUAUCUCAAAAAGACGAAUCCACAUUUCGACACAUGCCAAAAUCAAAUUUUGGAGUUUCAGCUGAUACACAGUUCUCAAAUGGAAGGUUUCCACUGUCUAACUCUAAUCCAUUAGGGUACACAACGUCAGUGCCAAAGGAACAGCAUUCCUUUUCUUCGCAGCCCAUAAACAAUAUCGCUCCACAGGUCAACUUUAAUCCAUCGCCAUUAUCCUUUGAUAAACUGUCGCGGUACGAAAAUAAUCACGAUAACCAGAAUCAACAACAACACUUAAAUGUUCGUCAAAAGACGCAAGUGCAGAAUGCAUCUCCCAUACCAUUUGGCACAUCAAAAUGCACCUCUUUCAAUGAAAAUUUACCUCGAUCACCAAUUAGUUGGACUAGCCCUAUCGAAGGAGCAUCACCGCAACCUUAUAAUCUAAACAAUGCUUCCAGCCACCGGCAAUCGAACCAAGGUCAAUCCUUCAAUAAAUUAGCCAGAGGUUGGGGCGAAGUCCAAAGCAAGCAACAUCAACAGACCUAUUCGUGUCAAUAUAUACCGCCGGCAACUGUGUCUAGAAAUUUACCGUAUACCGAAGUGCCAUAUUCGGAUUUUUAAGGAGAGAUGGCCGAGAAGGCGAGGCGUCGAGCAUUAACUUAACGAUUUGCGACAUAUUACCAUAAACAUGUUUUAAAUGUACCUAUAUUUAUUGUUUGUUUGUUUGUUUUGGGAUCUGUAAAAAUAAUAUAAAUGAUAUUACAUCGA
This is a messenger RNA of Drosophila kikkawai, 3400 nucleotides long. The record is from RefSeq and is a predicted model, not a curated record. Lineage: Eukaryota; Metazoa; Arthropoda; Insecta; Diptera; Drosophilidae.